CCCUAAACCAGAAACAUUUGCUCAAUAGGUUAAGCAGUAUAGCUGAUUAAUCUCCUCAGCCCAAAAAUAAAAAAAUAAAAAAAAAUAGAUUCUUGAAAUCGGAGCUGUGCGUCCUCCAGUAGAAUGAGCGGUCUGGGCCCAGCAGCCUGUUGGUUGGCGCACAAGCGCAUCGAGUCCUGGUCUCGCAUGGCCAAGGAGCGGGUCGGUGCCGUGCGGCGCGUAACUCUCGACCGCAACUCUGCCGACGAGAGUAGCGGUAGUGGCAGCGGCAGCAGCGGCGCCAACAACGGUGCAACUCCUAUUGUUGCCAUUGGCGAGGUCACGGCGGACACUACAUUGCUGCCACAGCCAAUGACCCCGCCGCCGUCGGCCUCGUCCGUCACGUCGACUACCAGCGGCAUUGGCAGCGUAUCGGCAGGCAGUGUCAGCGAUAGCUGCGAUCUGCCCACGGACUCUGAGGAGGUUAACUUUGCCAAGGAACCGCAGCCUAUACAGCCGGCCCAGCAGCCGCAUGGACUUGCCAGCUUGGGCAGCUCCAGCAGCGGAGGAUCCACACACGGCAUCAAUGCCGAGGUUAUGCGUGGACCUGCCGAGGUCUUUCACAGUCCUUUGCACUUGCAUCACCAGAGUCGCUCGUUUCCGCCGCGUCUGCAACGCACGCCUUCGAUUUCUAGUCAGAGCAGCGUGGACAGCGCUCCGUCCAGGCAUUCGGGUCAUCGCGGCUCCUCACCACAAAUACGCACCUUCGGCCCCGACGGACGCAGCUCUCUACCCAGCGAGCCAGCCUUUCCACAUCACCUCGCUCGUUCGCCCAGUCCCAUGCGCACCAUUUCGUUGGAUGCCCGCUGUGGCAGCCCGGCCUCGACCGAUGUCAGCGAUUUGCGCACCCCGAGUCCCUCGCAGAGCAGCCUCGCCUCCCUGGCCGGCGGCUCGGCCUCCAGCAUGAGCAUGGUCGGGGGUGGAGUCGGUCCUUGCAAGGUUGUGGCCGGCGGUCGUUGCCUCUCACCUCUGCUAAUACCGCCGCGUCCACAGCCAGGCGUUGAUCCCACCAUGGGCCCAGCCUCGCCUCUGGGCGCUCUACAACCGGAUCUGUAUCGCAUGCCGGACGGGCCCGUCUAUUUGACAGCUCCCCAGUCUAGUCAUUCGGUGGGACGCCUGCACUUGCGAGUGAAGUACGACUACCAUCUGUUCGACUUGACGGUUCACUUGAUUGAAGCGCACAAUCUGAGUCCCAUUGAAGAGGGCGGCUUUCGAGAUCCCUAUGUACGCCUGAUGCUGUUGCCGGAGGUGGACAAUCGCAAACGGCAGACUCACAUACAUCGUGGCGAAUCGAAUCCCUACUUUGAUCAGCACUUCAAGUUUCCGGUUUCGCGCGAUCAGCUGCAAGGCAAGGAGCUGGUUCUCCAGGUACUCGACUACGAUCGCUAUUCCCACAACGACAUUAUUGGCGAGGUGCGCAUUUCCGUGGACGGCCUCGACCUGUCGAAGUCGGUGGAGAUUUGGGGCGAUCUGCUGCGCACCAAGAAGCCCAAGGAGGAUCGACCGGAGCUCUUGUGCUCACUAAACUAUUUACCACAGGCUGAACGCUUGACCGUCGUCAUCAUGAAGGCUAGAAACUUGGAAACCAUACAAGAGCCCUACGUUAAGAUAUAUCUUAUUCAAAAUGGCAAGCGCGUCAAAAAGAAGAAGACGAGCAUUACUAAAUCAGAUGAUCCCACCAAUCCCAUUUGGAACGAGGCAUUCACAUUUAAUUUGCAAUCGAAUUAUCUUCACAAUGCGGCCAUUGAGAUCUAUGUGGUCGGGGCGGGGAGCGAGGCGGCGGAGAUCGGAUGCUGCGGCCUCGGACCUCAGGAGAGUGGAACCGGCUGCCAGCAUUGGCACGAUAUGAUAAAUAAUGCACGCAAGCCGACGGCCAUGUGGCAUUAUAUUCGCUAAGCAACGCCACGCCCACCUUUGGGCGUAGGAUAAGUGCGCUAAGUGUACAAAAGCAUAAUUCCAAGUAUUUAUGUAUGUAAUCAAAAGGUUUAUCAAAUUACUAAUGGGUUUUAAUGUAAAUGGAAAUGUGUGCGCUAAACUACAGAAAUAUAUACUUGUAUACAUACAUAUAUGUAUAAUGAUUAUAAUAUAAAUAACUUGCAUAU
Messenger RNA from Scaptodrosophila lebanonensis, 2141 nucleotides. RefSeq names its product synaptotagmin-5. Gene Ontology annotation, biological process: calcium-ion regulated exocytosis; cellular response to calcium ion; regulation of calcium ion-dependent exocytosis. Gene Ontology annotation, molecular function: clathrin binding; phosphatidylserine binding; calcium-dependent phospholipid binding. The record is from RefSeq and is a predicted model, not a curated record. Gene Ontology annotation, cellular component: membrane. The transcript has 7 exons. Lineage: Eukaryota; Metazoa; Arthropoda; Insecta; Diptera; Drosophilidae. Bases 124 to 1935 code for a protein of 603 amino acids.